This is a messenger RNA of Linum tenue, 1534 nucleotides long. Lineage: Eukaryota; Viridiplantae; Streptophyta; Magnoliopsida; Malpighiales; Linaceae. The record is from the annotation of a GenBank genome assembly.
UUAUCGACGAGACGCUUUAAAUUGCCCGCGUAGCCGUUAAUGAUAACAACCACAGGAUAAGGAGAGAGCGAAAGAGGAACGAACAGAAGAGCGGAGCGCUUUCUAGCAACAAUGGCGUCCGUAACUUCUCCCUUCACCACCACCAACGCCUCAUUCCUUCUCCGACCAAACUCCCAGACUCACCAGUCUUCUCAACGUUACUUUCCAGCGCCUAGAGCCUGCCUGAACGAAUCCCAGGACCACCACCGUGUCCAGCUGAACCGGCGGCAGUUCAUUUCACAAUCCGCCGCCGUCGCCGCUGCCAUAGCCUCUCCUCUUACUCUCAUCGAUCAGAGGCCGGCAGUAGCCGCCGAAGAGGCGCUUUCGCAGUGGGAAAGAGUUUACCUCCCUAUCGACCCCGGCGUCGUCCUCCUCGACAUUGCAUUUGUCCCCGAUGACCCACAACACGGGUUUGUAUUGGGAACGAGGCAGACUCUUCUGGAGACGAAAGACGGGGGAGCUACUUGGUUUCCGCGAUCCAUAGCUUCAGCCGAGGAAGAAGACUUCAAUUACAGGUUUAAUUCCAUUAGCUUCAAAGGAAAGGAAGGUUGGAUUGUCGGGAAGCCUGCGAUUUUGUUGUACACGCCUGAUGCCGGCGAAACCUGGAAGAGGAUACCGCUGAGUGCUCAGCUCCCUGGAGACAUGGUGAGUUUUGAGAUGGUGUACAUUAAGGCAACUGGAGAUCAAAGCGCGGAGAUGGUCACUGACGAAGGUGCUAUCUAUGUUACAUCAAAUAGGGGAUAUAACUGGAAGGCUGCAGUUCAGGAGACCGUUUCAGCUACUCUGAAUAGAACAGUUUCUAGUGGUAUUAGUGGUGCAAGUUAUUAUACAGGAACCUUCAAUACUGUUAAUCGGUCUCCAGAUGGAAGGUAUGUUGCUGUCUCCAGCCGCGGCAACUUCUAUAUGACAUGGGAGCCUGGUCAGGCAUUCUGGCAGCCACAUAAUAGAGCUGUAGCAAGAAGGAUUCAAAACAUGGGAUGGAGAGCUGAUGGGGGUCUUUGGCUUCUUGUUCGUGGAGGGGGGCUUUAUCUCAGCAAGGGAACUGGGAUAACUGAGGAUUUUGAAGAAAUCCCUGUGCAAAGUCGUGGUUUUGGCAUUCUUGAUGUUGGUUACCGCUCUCAGGAGGAGGCUUGGGCAGCAGGGGGCAGUGGAGUGUUGUUGAGAACCACCAACGGAGGCAAGUCAUGGAUUCGAGACAAGGCAGCAGAUAAUAUUGCUGCAAAUCUCUACUCAGUGAAGUUCAUGGAGGGAAAUCAAGGGUUCGUUCUAGGAAAUGAUGGAGUUUUGCUACGGUACCUCGGUUAAUGUGCUCCACGUAUUGAGCUCAAUUAUAACAUGUUUGUAGGUUCAAAUGAGCGACGAUGCAGUUUAGGGUGCUCUCAGACACUUUCAAUACACUCUGUUCUGCAGAGACGGGGAAAGCUGUGUGUGUGAUAAAAAAGAGGAAUUUGUGUAUAUCUAUCAUGUAGUAUUAUUACUGUCUUAGCAAACCAGA